AUCUCUACACUUAUUUCAUGACAAUUUCUCUCCAUAAAUUCUGCUCUCGACUCUGCUCUUGCUGCUCAAAACCCGCACAGAAUACCAAAAAGAUGGCCGACGGAGAAAUCGCUCACCGGACUGUCGCCGUCAACGGCAUAAGCAUGCACGUGGCCGAGAAGGGCGACGGUCCGGUGGUCCUCCUCAUCCACGGAUUCCCCGAGCUAUGGUACGCGUGGCGCCACCAGAUUGUCGGCCUUGCCGGACUAGGUUACCGCUGCGUGGCCCCGGACCUCCGCGGCUACGGAGACACCCAGGUCCCUGGGGAUGUUAACGACUACACCGUGUUUCAGAUUGUUGGAGAUCUUGUUGCUCUCAUCGAUUCUUUGGGCCAAGAAAAGGUUUUGGUUGUGGGGCAUGAUUGGGGAGCAAUGCUGGCAUGGAAUCUGUGCCUGUUCAGGCCGGACAAGGUGAAGGCGCUGGUGGCGCUUAGUGUCCCAUUUACCCCCCGGAAUCCGGCGAGAAAGACGAUCGAGUCCUUGAGGGCUACCUAUGGUGAUGACUACUACAUCUGCAGAUUCCAGGAACCUGGAGCGAUUGAAUCGGAAUUUGCUCGAUUGGGGACUUCCCUUGUUCUGAAGAAGUUUUUUACAUAUCGUAAUCCUGGUCCCCUUUUUAUACCGAAAGAAGGCUGGGGUUCUCCUAGUGAACAAAUUACACUGCCUCCUUGGCUCUCGGAAGAUGAUAUCAGCUACUAUGAAAGCAAAUUCGACAAGUCUGGCUUCACCGGUGGAGUUAAUUACUACCGAUGCUUGGACUCAGAUUGGGAACUUUCCGCCCCAUGGACCGGUGCACGAGUUAACAUACCAGCAAAGUUCAUUGUUGGAGACUUAGACCUCACUUACAAUUCUCUCGGGGCCAAGGAUUUCAUACACAAAGGUGGUUUCAAGAAAUACGUUCCUAUGCUUGAGGAUGUGGUCAUCAUGGAAGGAGUCGGCCAUUUCAUAAUGGAAGAAAAGCCAGAUGAAAUCAAUGCUCACAUUCAUGAGUUCAUCAAAAAAUUCUGAUGCAAAUAAAAUUUGGUGGUAUUUGUUGAGGUAAACUGUGUUGUGAAAUCAUAUUAAUAAAGAACCCUCCGCAGGGACUGAGCUACUUGUGAGGAAUAUAGUAAAAAAUAAUGUUCUGUUGAUAUUGGUGUGCUUGUAUUUUAUUAACUUGGAAGAUUUGUUUAUAAUGGUUAUAGAUUUAGCUGA
This is a messenger RNA of Asparagus officinalis (garden asparagus), 1232 nucleotides long. RefSeq names its product epoxide hydrolase A-like. Lineage: Eukaryota; Viridiplantae; Streptophyta; Magnoliopsida; Asparagales; Asparagaceae. The coding region runs from base 18 to 1046 and encodes 342 amino acids. The record is from RefSeq and is a predicted model, not a curated record. Gene Ontology annotation, molecular function: hydrolase activity. The transcript is spliced from 4 exons.